GUCUAAUGCAUGCCCAGCGUCCACAGUAUGCCUGUUGUCGUCAUCGAUCUCUAAGGGAAGACGCCUAGAAUCAGACAGACGCAUCGUACCAUCCGAAAAACCGUCUUGCGGCUUGGGGCAGGUCACUAACGCGCAUCACAUGGCGCGCCCUCCAUGGCAAGACUGUUGUGUGACUUUGAGGCUUCAGUUUGCCAAACCUCAUUCUCGGAUUCUCACGUUUCUCUCUCCAUCACACAGUUUCUUUCUGCGACCAUGCUUCCUCGGAUAGCCGUCUCAUUAUAUUUCUUCAAUGUACUACGCCAUUCCUUUCUGUUCAGUUCGUCCAAACCCCAGAUCUUGGCUGGCUAAAAAUAUUUUGUCCUGGACAUUGCGUUGAAUUCAUACUCCCCCCUCCCCCCGGGAAACAGUCAUAAACAAUGUACAUCCCCAGACAGCAAUUCCUCACCGAGGCCGACGUUUGGCCCCAGAGUGCCGAGAACAUCCUUCAAUCCAAUGGCUCGGUCGCUGCAUACCCUGGCAUGCCCGCCGACCUCCAACCUCCCUACAGAAACAAUCCAGAUAUUCACAGUAUCGCCGUCUUCAUACAAAUAACAUGGAUGCUGUGGUUUGUGUUGAUACUUUUGAUGAUGUGUCGCGCUCUCUACGAUAGAUUCGGCGGCGCCGGAGACGAAGGAUCUGAUGCUGAAUCAGACAUCACAGAGGCAGGCUGGCGGAUCGAGGACUCCAGCCUGUCCGCUACGUCAGCAGCCUCACAGCAUCGGAAGAGGUUAAAAAAGCUCGAACAAGUUGCUCCGGCGCAGUCACUGCUACACUGGAGGGCCGAGAAAUCGGUUGAACACGUUCAGACUUUCGCAACGCUCUCCACGACUCUCAGUUGAUACGUUACUCACCCCCCCGUUUUCCACGCUUCGUUGACUGACAUCCGCAGCACUGCCAUCUGCCUGGAAUCUCUCGAAGAAACCGAUCUGAUUCGCGAACUCCGAUGUGGCCACGUCUACCACGCCAACUGCCUCAACCUCUGGGUUGAACGCGGCCAUCACGAUUGCCCGCUGUGCAAGUACGACAUGCUGGGUUUGAUGAAAAGCUUUCUGAAACCCCACCCCGAUGAUGAUGCCGAAGUCACCGCCCCUGGCCAGGAAGUUGGCCAACCCUCUGAGGAUGUUCACAGCGAUCACGUCACUGACUACGGGACCACGGCUAACGAUUCAAAUCACUGAAGCUUGAAAAAUGUGGCAAACAAAACUCUGCCGCUUCGUCUGCUCGUGAAUUGAAGCAGCGACCUUCCUUACUUCUCAAUAGCAGCAGAUACGCAUGCUGAAGAACCACCGCGAUCAGUCUGCAGCAAAUUGAUCAGGAUAUCCUUGGACUCUGUUCAACUGCACAGACCGACGAAGAUCCCUCAUUGGCUAGUAGAGUGCACCAGCAGGCGCCCCAGCAGCCGUCCUGGCCGGGCGAGUUACACUCGCAGCCAGAAAGGCCAAACAGGGCUGGCCCGACUUUUCAUCGAACGUGGCUAAGCUGGCACAAGUGGCAUUUCCAGCAGUCCACGUGGGGCCCGCAAAAUCGGUCGCUUUCAAUGUCAACGGCCGAAGAACUGGUUGCAUGUCUUUCGUUCGAAUGCUCCGCCAACUACCUUUUAAAGUGGUGAAAGGCGUGAGACAGCUCCGACGAGAACCCGACGCAGACUCCUCGGAGGGCUGAGCCCGCAUGAGCAGACAUCUAUCGACAGUCGGACGUCACUUAGCGAGCCAUCGGGAUGCAAGCAUCAAGACUCGAUAUAGAGAGCACCAGCUGGAAAUGAUUAUGCCUGCAGCAGACCCAGGCUUUUAUUUGUGGAGCUGAUAUUUACAACGUACGGCUGGAAAGCGGGCCAUGCACGAUAUCUGACCCUCCCUCAUUCAAGGAGGUCGAGGAAGACAGAUCGAUCCCAGCACGACGGAUUUCCAGAAGAAACUUUUUCUUUUUGUCUACCUCUUAAGAAGCAUUCGUAACUUCAUCGACCAUCCUCCUAAACUCCCUCUGUCUCUCGCACUGCUCCAAGAAGACCUUGUACUUUACGUCCAGCAGGCGUUUGACGCUCUUGUCCUCGUUGGGCCGCACGACCUUGCCCGGCUUGCUCAUCCGGUCCAUGAUGCUCCAUAGAUCCUCGGUCUUGCCGUUCGCGUCGGCACUCGCGGCCUUGGCUCCCAGCAUGGCGGCGCCGUGGCACACGGCGGCGUGGACGUAGCGGGGGAUCAGGACGGGCAUGUCGCAGGCGGUGGCGACCAGGGACAUGAGGAUGUCGUUCUGGCACUGGCUGCCGGACAUGAAGAUGGAGCUGAUCUUGUGGCCGGCGUUGUUCAUGGUCGAGAUGAUCUGCCAGGUCUGCAGGGCGAUGAACUCCAUGGUGCCGUAGUAGUACAGGGCCAGGCCGUCGAGGGACUUGUCGCUCGACAGGCCGACGACGGAGCCGGACAUGGUGGGGUCGGCGAUGGGCGAGCGGUUGCCGAACAGGUCGCCGUAGAAGAAGAAGUGGCGGCCCAGGUGGCUCACGCUCGGGGCGCCGGCCUUCUCCUGCAUGUCCAGCAGGUGCUGGUUCAGGAAGUCGUAGACGUUGCUGUUGGUCGACUCGGCCCGCGACAGCGCCUGGUUGUACGCCGGGUGCGUCUCCAGCACGUGCUUGAGCAGCUCGCCCGUCGCCGACUGCCCGCCCUCGGCCAUCCAGUAGUUCGGAAUCACCGCGUCCCUGUAGGGCCCCCACACGCCCGGCACGAACACGGGGUCUUUGCUCAUGACCAGAUGGCAGGUGGACGUCCCCGCGACGGCGGCCAGGCGGGUGAAGGCUUGGGACUGGUCGUUCGCGGGUGCCUCUUGGGAAAGGUGGUCGGCCGAGAGUUGGACCUUGGCGCCCACGGUGCCGAUCCAGCCCGCGUAGGCGUCGAUGACGCCGCUGCCGACGGCGAUGCCGGCGGGCAGGCCGAGGUCUGCGGCGGCGCGCGGACAUAGAUGGCCGGCCAGUUCGCCCGCGGAGAGGUAUUCGCCGUUCUAUUGAGGCGAAAAAGGGACGAAAAAGGUUAGCCCGAGUAGCGGAAAGGCACAGGAUUGAAAUGGGGGUAAAGCGAUGCGGCUUGAUAUCUCGUGUCCAAAAGGAGAAGAAAAGAAGCAUGUUUGUGUGUUUGUGAAAGGGUGUAAGGAAACAGGCUCACCACCCCAUUGACGCCGCCCAUUCUCUUGAAAUUGUCCUCGGCCAGGUCCGCCAGGCCGAUCUCGGUCAAAAAGUCCUCCUGCCAGCCCUUGACGCUCCCGUCGACGCCGACGGGGACGUAGCCUUGCUUGCAGACGACGGAGCAGAAGCUCCGCUUCUCGUUGCCGGUGGCGAUGUGCUCGAGCGCGUCGGUCAGGUCGUAGAACUUGCAGCGGUCGAAUAGGGACUUGGGCAUGUUGUUCUUGAGCCACAGGACCUUGGGGAUCUCCAUCUCGAUGGACAUGGUGCCGCCGACGUAGCGCAGCAGGUUGUGCCCGGUGGCGUUGAUCUUCUUGGUCUCGUCGACGGGGCGGUGGUCCAGCCACAGGACGACGUUGUGGUCGUUCUGCGCCGCGUCGAAGUUGGGCCCCGUCACCGACACGGGCUCGUCCGUGUCGUGCGUGAAGACGGCCAGCGAGCAGGUCGCGUCGAACCCGAUGCCCCGGAUCGAGUGCGGGUCGAUGUUGUUCUGCGUCAUGGCCCGGUGCACCGACAGGCAGAUGCAGCGCCAGAUGUCCGUGGUGGAUUGUUCCUGUGUCCGUGCGACCCCUUUGUCAGAGAAAGAUUCGAAACGCGGAGGAGUUCUUGCCUCCCCCCCUUCUCUCUCUCCCAUCCCGGCGAAGCCCUUACAUAGUAUCCCGUCUGAGGUUGCCAGAGACCAAUGUUCUCCGACGACAAGCCCACAAUGUCGCCGGCCUCGUUGAUGAUACAGGCCCUGGCACUGCCCGUGCCGACGUCGAUGCCAAUGUAAUGGUUCAUCUGGACGUAGACUUCAUUUCGUGAAUCCACCGAGCCUUGUCGCGUGGGCGUGCGGACCCCGGUGUUGGGACCUGGGCGGAAAGGGAUCGGGCCUGAAGAAGCC
Messenger RNA from Cladophialophora immunda, 4085 nucleotides. RefSeq lists its product as uncharacterized. The transcript has 3 exons. The record is from RefSeq and is a predicted model, not a curated record. NCBI's taxonomy places the organism in Eukaryota, Fungi, Ascomycota, Eurotiomycetes, Chaetothyriales, Herpotrichiellaceae. Bases 417 to 878 code for a protein of 153 amino acids.